This is a messenger RNA of Moneuplotes crassus, 1141 nucleotides long. NCBI's taxonomy places the organism in Eukaryota, Ciliophora, Spirotrichea, Euplotida, Euplotidae. The record is from the annotation of a GenBank genome assembly.
UUACAUUAUUCACAAAUAUGAACUUCAGAGGAAUUAAGCAAGAAAUAGAAGAAGAGAAAAAUAGAAGCCUGAAGGGGUGUGGAAGAGAGGAACACAGUGAGAUUUGGGAUUUGGAGAAGGUGAAGGAGGAACAGAGCUUUGGAGGUGCCAGGGAUGGUGGACAGGGAAGAAAUGAGGGGGAUGGGCAAGGAAGAGGUGGAGGACUGGAGAUCUUGGAAGGAAGGCUUUCGCAAGAUGAAAAGAAACAUGAAUCUAAGGCAUUUUCUGUAGAAGAAGGUAUUUCUGGUUGUCAUCAAAAUCUUGGAGAGAAUGGAAACAAGCUUGCAUCAACUCCACUGAAAUUUGAAAAUGAUUUUAACAAGAAGUGUAAAAGUUUUGAAAAUGGCUUAACCAAUCACAAAGAUAUUCAAAGUAAAAAGAUGAAAUAAUGUCUGAAACUCAAACUCAACUAAGCUAUUAAGAAGGUCUUGCUUGAGGAUUCUUGCAGACAUGGCUGGGAAUAUAGUUUGCUCCCAAGGAGAUCAAGAGAAGAUCCUUGGUCUCCAAGAUAUACAGCAACUGAAUUUUUUUAACUUGAUGGCUGACUAUAAUAAAAGAUACUUUAUAUCUCAAGGAAUUUUUCAACUGAAUGUUAACCAAUAUGGAAUGGAAGAGAUCAAGUUCAACAGGAGAGUUUGCACAAUCAGGUUUUCACUAAAGCAUUUUCAAGAAUGCAUAAACCCGGUGAUCCUAACUUGCAAAAUUCAAGUAAAAAAAUUGGGAGCCUAAACAAGAGUCUACUGAGAAAUCUCCAAGAGUCAUAAUUACCCUCAGAAGGUCUGGAAGAGAGUACAAGAAGCAAUUCUGGGAAUCUUUAAAAGAAGCUAACAAGGCUUUAAAUUAUGAGCAUCGGUUUGAAAGAUUUGAGAACUCUAAUAUCCUAAGCCAUUUAAGCCACCUUAGACUUCAAAUUGAAAGCUUCAGAGGUCUUUUCAGCUCAGAGUGCUUUCCUUCAUGAACAAGUGAGUGGUACAAUUCUUUCCAUGCUCAAACAGAAGUGACUCAUGAAGACAAUCCUUGUAAGGAAGAAGGUCCUUAAUCAAUCUGUGUUUGACUCUUUGUUAGACAAUAUAAUCUGUAAUUCAAUACAAUUUAUUCUUUC